This is a messenger RNA of Drosophila innubila, 437 nucleotides long. RefSeq names its product cytochrome c oxidase subunit 7C, mitochondrial (gene COX7C). Lineage: Eukaryota; Metazoa; Arthropoda; Insecta; Diptera; Drosophilidae. The record is from RefSeq and is a predicted model, not a curated record. The transcript has 3 exons. The coding region runs from base 79 to 282 and encodes 67 amino acids. Gene Ontology annotation, biological process: mitochondrial electron transport, cytochrome c to oxygen.
ACACUUUUUCUUCAGCAAACCAACAACAUAUUCUGCGCUCGCAGUUUUACAUAAAAAAAACUAAGUAAAAUUAACAAGAUGUUGGGCCGCAGCAGUGUUAUUGCACGCAAUUUCUCGCAAUCGAUGGUGCGCUACAGUGGCGGCCAUGGUGGUGUUCCCGGCGAGAAUCUGCCGUUCAGCAUCCAGAACAAAUAUAGGGUAACCGCUUUGUUCACCAUCGGCUGUGUUUUGGGCUUUGGCUCCCCCUUCCUGAUCGUCAGACAUCAGCUGUUGAAGAAGUAAGUGGUCGUCGCAGCACCUAAAGCAACAACAACAACAAAAGCUACACAAAAAUGUAAGAUUUCGCUGUUGUUUGUCGUGAUUUGUGUUACAGAUUAACAUUAAGUCAAAAGUUUAAAUGUAAUAAAUCAAAGUAACCCAGAAACUAUAGACAUAAA